Monomorium pharaonis (pharaoh ant) is the source of this 7553-nucleotide messenger RNA. It is a transcript of the gene GatA, whose product is annotated as glutamyl-tRNA(Gln) amidotransferase subunit A, mitochondrial. Gene Ontology annotation, biological process: mitochondrial translation; glutaminyl-tRNAGln biosynthesis via transamidation. Gene Ontology annotation, molecular function: glutaminyl-tRNA synthase (glutamine-hydrolyzing) activity. The transcript has 3 exons. Gene Ontology annotation, cellular component: glutamyl-tRNA(Gln) amidotransferase complex; mitochondrion. Bases 299 to 1927 code for a protein of 542 amino acids. The record is from RefSeq and is a predicted model, not a curated record. Lineage: Eukaryota; Metazoa; Arthropoda; Insecta; Hymenoptera; Formicidae.
CUUUUAAACCAAUAACAAAAGUGUCAUAUUGUAUAUAGAUACUCAAAUAUGAUAAUAAAAUAAUCUAUAAAAUUUUUAUAAUUUUGAUAACACUUUUGGAUAUAAUACAUAUCUGACGUUCUGAAAAAGCUCUGUAGCGCAUUUGAAACAUUUCGAGUAAUCGAAUAAUCGAGUAAUCAAUUUAUCGACUAUUUGAAUACAAAACAAAUUCGAUUCGAUUCAAAGAUCUACGAAUCGACUGUUGAAUACUGGUGAUGGCGAGACAUGCGAUUUUCUAUCAACCAUUGAAUUUGAGGUUAUGUUUUCAUCACCGGCGACAAAAGGUUAUGGCAGGGGCAUGUCGCGGAUCGCGGGAUGGACGAUGAACAAGCUGUUAUCUGCUCCGAUCAAGGAAGUUAGUCGGGAGAUCUGUGGCAACGCGGUGCGACCGUCUGAGAUCUGUAAAGCGUCUGUUAAGCUGACCUCAAUCGUCAAGCCUUUAAACGCUUAUAUCACCGUGACGAACGAUGUUGCGGGAGAACAAGCGAAUGCCGCCGAUGAGCGGCAACGGAGGAACUCGUUACUUGGUCAACUCGACGGUAUUCCCAUUGCCGUUAAGGACAACUAUUGCGUCAGGGGUAAACCCACGACUUGUGCUUCCCGGAUGCUGGCCAACUUUUCCCCAGGUUAUGACGCCACGGUUUAUGAUAAGCUCAGGGCACAGGGAGCCGUCUUGAUCGGCAAGACUAAUCUCGACGAGUUUGCCAUGGGCUCCGGUACUGUAGACUCGAUUUACGGGCCGACGAAGAACCUGUGGGGCUCGGAAGUAUUGUCUCAAUUCUAUUCGUGCGGUUCGUCUGACGAAUCACAGAUUACCAAGAGGAAACUGCAUGGGAAAGAUGCGUGGCACAUAGCAGGUGGCAGUAGUGGAGGCUCGGCAGUGGCAGUAGCCACAGGUACCUGCUACGCAGCCUUGGGCUCUGACACUGGUGGUUCUACUCGCAAUCCUGCAUCCUACUGCGGUCUAGUCGGACUGAAACCAACUUACGGUUUGAUAUCGCGCUACGGUCUUAUUCCUCUACUGAAUUCAAUGGAUGUGCCUGGUAUCCUCACGAGAACAGUAGACGAUGCUGUAUUAAUUUUAAAUGCCAUAGCUGGUCCCGAUCAAGCAGAUCCUACUACUGUACAAAGAGAAUAUGUUCCAAUUAACUUAUCCAAAACGAUAGACGUUAGUAAUCUUAGGAUUGGGAUACCAAAGGAGUAUGGGGUACAAGGCAUAAGUGAUGAAAUUGUGGAAUGUUGGGAGAAGAUCUCUCGUCUUCUAGAAGAUGCAGGAGCCAGUGUUGUUCCAGUGUCGCUACCUCACACCGAUUACUCGAUAGUAUGUUAUUCUGUUUUAAAUAGAUGCGACGUAGCUAGUAAUUUGGCCUGUUACGACGGCAUAGAAUACGGUCAUAGAGCCGACGAGUGGAGCUCGGCACAUGAAUUGUAUAAGAGAACCAGAUCGGAAGGCUUCAAUGACGUAGUCAAGGAUCGCAUACUAGUCGGAAAUUAUUUUCUUUUGGCGGAAAAUUAUGAGAAAUAUUAUGUUAAAGCGAUGAAGAUGCGUAGAUUAAUUGCCCAGGACUUCGACGUUCUGUGGAAUAACAAUAUAGAUCUUCUGCUGACCCCGACUACAUUGACUGAGGCUCCAAGGUACGACGAAUUCGUGCAGCUGGACAAUCAAACACAAUGUCUGAUUCAGGAUCAUUGUACGCAACCUGCAAAUAUGGCUGGUUUGCCCGCGAUCAAUGUCCCGAUCAAGCUCUCUCGCAAUGGAUUACCUUUAUCCUUACAAUUAAUGGCGCCGCUCUUUCACGAACAGAGAUUACUUACCGUAGCAAAAUGGAUCGAACAAUCAGUACAAUUUCCGAGACUAGAACUAAAGAAUUCAUGUUUGCUUGAAUAAAAUAACUUUUAUGAACAUUACCUUCUAUCUUCUUUGUUUUAUUUUAAUAUUGACAUUUUUUUAAUUUAUAAUAUUACAUUGCCUUUUUGCUACAGAAAUAACAUGACUCAAAGAAAUAUUUUUUGGUUGAAAUAUUAUAAAUCAUUAAAAUUUUUGUAAUAUAAUUUUUAAAUGUGACUUGAGUGUAACGAUUUAAUUUAUUGAUUUUAAAGAAAUAAAAAUAGCAUUAAUUUUUUGCUUAGCGUAUUCUCACCAAAAUUAUCUUUUUUUUAUAAAAAUUACAAUUUUUAGUUAUGCCGUUAUUGUAGCAAAUGAGCGAUAUAUUUCACGUAGACACGAUCAAUCUGUUACUAAUAUUAUAUAUGAACUGCCUUUUAUAAUGGAUUUUAUAUAUGCCUUACAUAUAGAAUUAAAAGGAAAAUUAAUAUAUAGAUUUUGUCGUGUAGCGCAACGACCGUAACCCUCGGGUUGUGCAACGCAAACAAAUUAUACUCCGGUGUACCAUUGAGCGUAUCUGAAAUUCUAUUCGUCGUGUAAUGGCGUUUGCUUGUGCAACCAAACAACCCUCGCGUCUUGUUUCAUUGCGCUGUAACAUUCGUUAUAUAAAGAUGAAACGUACUCUCUUCACCAUUAGACAAAUUCUUCGCGAAAAAGGUAAAGCAAGAGUUUUCCGAAUAAAUAUUAUUGAAAGAACAAUUUUUCGUGAAACUUUUAUUUUUUAAAGGCAUCUGUGCAGUGUCUUACGUCGAAUCCAUACAUUUUGUAUUAAUAUUUACUUUCCAUUUCGGCUUCAGCUUUCUAACACGUAUAUCCUUAUUUUCACCGCGAGAAUUUACACAACGAAACAUUGACAUUUCGAAAUUAAUUGUCUCCCGAAAACCCCCUUGAGGGUGAUUUGAGUACAGAACAAACAACUGACAAUACGCGCGUGCAAAAUCUAUUCACGUAGCGCCUUCGAUAAUUAGAUCGUUGUGACAUUUCAGCCAGAUCUAUUAUUCAUAUCAAAUUAAGAAGCUAACAAAGAAAUAGAACAUAUACUUAAGAAUUUAAUUACGCUUUAUUUCUGCAAAAUUUGUUACACUAUAUAAAAAAUUGUAGUUGUGAAAAACGAUUUAAGGAGAAUAAUAAUUGCAGAUCGAUAUUGCAUGUAAUAACUGUGCAAUAAACUUAAAAUUAUAAUGUUUAUAUACAAUAAAAGUUACAACUAAAAUUCAAUUUUUCUUUCAAUAAAAAAGUAUAACAAUUUCUUAUCUCGAAAUAUAGUCAAAGCACGAAAUAAACCUUGCCUUCGCUAUUUUAAACGUCUUUUACUUACAUUAGGAUAUUCGUUGAAAAGUUGAGUAAACGAGAAGACAUUCAACGUCCCUGCAUUGAAUAUUAAUGGUAUUCAUAUGUAAUUUUUUUUUGCGUUCAGCGCGCGAGAUCGGUCUCCAAGCUUUAAGGAAAUAGUUCAAAGAACAGGAAUAAUAUAUUCCGUCUAUAUAUAUAUAUCAUUCUCUCUUUCGUUUUCUCGUAAUAAUGCAAGUGAUGUCAGAUCAUGCGUAUUCGGACGUUCCUAUUUAGGCGAUAGUCUCUCGUGCCGUCUAAUUUUGCAUUCUCUUUUCUUACCACAUAUAUUCGUAAUUUUCCAGUCUUAUCGCUGCAUAGAACUCAUUUCUGAUCACUAUGAAACUACGAGAAAUGAAAUAAUUAUACAUUUUAUCAAAGAGAAUCGCUAGUCUUUUAUUACUCAUUACGGCAUCUCACUAUCAUAUUACUGUCAUAUUAAAUGCAAAGGGUUAAAAAGCUUAAAUGGGAGAGAAAUGAGUCAACAUUUUUGGUCAAAACGUACGUCUUUGUAUCUAAUAAUAUUUUCUGUUAAAAUUUUAUAAAUUUUAUAAUUGUGUACAAUUAUUUAAAAAAUUAUAAUUUUCAGAAUGUUAGAAUAUGUAGAUUUUCUAUUAUUAUUUUUCGAUCCAUCUGUUUUUUUUGUAAAGAAAAUUAAUGCGCAUAUGAACGGCUAAUAUUCGAAUACGCACGCUAAGCUGAGCUGUCUCGCGUACAAAGUUGUGUAAUUAAUGACAGUGGAAAUAAUAUAUCUAAGUACCGUGUCCGAUAUCGAGUAAGCCGCGCUCGUAUUACACGCUUUAAUCCGACGCUAUAAAGCUUUGCGGCUGCCAUCGGCGAAGCAUGCCAUACUUUAGAACAUCAAACGUGCUCGGCAAUCAUUCUCCUUUCAGUUAAAAAAAUAUGAAGCCUUUGUGAUUGAUGCAACCGACACAGCUCCAGUCCGAGACUUCUCCGUACGUUGUUUCUCAUUAAAGCUUGUCAAAUCUCGUUAAAUCUUCGACCGAUAUUCCGAAAACUCGAUUGUCCGCGUUCAUUAUUUUCGUUUGCGUAAUUUUGUGUUGUAACAACAAUAAUGGCAGAAAGGGAAAUGAUUGCGCAAGAGAGAGUAAUCAAAUUUUUUUUAUCCUGUCGCUUUUCUCUUGCCUCUUUUCACGCAAUUAAUGUCGCAAACUGUGUGAUACAUUUCUCGAUACGACUCGACUAGUCUCACAAGAAAAAUUGGAGAAUCAGCGGAAUUUGCUUCUAGAACACAGUCUUUUUUUUCAUAUGUCGAAGUUAUUUUAUUUAAUUUCUCUAAUGUAAAUUGUGUAAUUCAAUUUUUAAAAAAAUCUGACAAAAUGAAAGAGAUGAGAGAUGAAUAUUUGAUUUUAAAUUUCACAAUUUCAAUCACAAUGCACUGUCAAUUAUUGACGAUUCGAUCGGCUUGUUCCGCUGCCAAUUAACUUCUGCUUGUCCAGGCGUAAAUUACAAUGCGCGGUUAAUGAAAGUUGAAUUUUGAGAGCGCGCGAUCUUGCGAUUUACGGUCAAUCGGAAUCAAAUUCCGCAGUUAUAUAGUAACAAAGUAUACAUUCAAACAUCCUUUUAUAUUAAAUUUUCAUACGAUAAGCUAGUACUUCCAAUCGAGCAUAUAAAAGAUGUAACAUGAAAAUUUUGGCUAAUAUUGACUAAUAAAAUCCUUUCUUUGUCUCUCAAAUAUUUAUUCCGCAUUUUAAGUGGAUUUAACCGUAGCAAUGAGUUUUAGAAUGCUUUUUAUUUCUCCAUUUUAAUUUUGUUUUAUUUCCAAUAUGUUUAAUGAUGAACAAUACAAGUGACGUACCAGCGAUGAGUUCUCUAAAAAGAAAAAUUUAAUCAAAAAGAAUAUUUGACAAUAAUUAGUGGAUAAUAAUGUCAAUUUCCACCAAUGUAAAUUGACUUUAAUCCCGAUUUAACUUACUCUAUCGUUUUUUAAUUCUAAUAAUAAAAGUAAGUUAAAUCAAGAUUAAAGUUAAUCUAUAUAUACAUUGGUGAAAAUGGACGUGAAAGAAUUACGAUAACGAGCUUCCAAAAGAACGAGUCGUAAGACUGACGCUGGACACUUUCCAUUUAACGACACAAGUCGACACAAGUGUUCUGUCUUCCUCGAUAUUCAAUUAGUAACAAAAACGAAACGAUACUCGCGUUGACUUGUGUCAUUAAAUGGGGUAAGCACCCCUUAAGUUCGACCGUAGUGCCAACCCUUCGGCUCACGUAAUACGAUUGCCCCACACGGACGACGCAUUUCCGACAAAACGAAACUUAGGAAUAUAAUUACAACAAAGAGGACAAUAAGGGAAGGCGAUUGCAGACAGUUUGCGAGCGGAUUAUCAGGCAAACAAGUCGCCAGGGUGACUUUUACACAUAUGGUAUAUUAUCGUCGCACUGUGCGUUCACCUUCGCGACGCGAAAACGCGAAGAAUCUACCCUCCCGGAGAUCUGUCGGACGACAGGGUAGUAACGCGGAACGAGAUGGAGGGUAAAAAGGCAGAGGCGACCGGCUAUAUGCGAGAGGGUGACCGCCUCUGGGAAAAUAGGGUUGGGCACGGGGUGGCGAGGACGCAUGCGUCGGACCCGGCCGUCGGGGGCUGUCGUGUCGCUCUCUGUCGUCGGCUACGCCAGUCGUCGUGACGACUUCGAGCCGUCGUCGUCGAGAACGUCGCGUUUUUAAAUCGUCUGCCGCGCGCCCACGCAUCGUCACCGAAUUUCUCUCUCUCUCUCUCUCUCCUCUCUCUCUCUUCUUCUUUCCCCCUCUUUCUCUCUUUCUCCUUCCUCAUUCUCUAUCUUUAUCUCCGCUCCCCUUUCUUCCUUUCUCCCUUUCUCUCUUUCCCCAUUUCUUCCCGUUGUACUCAUCACCGCCGUAUUCGCUCGGUCGCCCGUUUGGUUGGGCGCGCGCGCGCGCGCGCGCGCUGAUCGAGCAUGUCGCGGCACUCGCAGCGCACUUCAAAUCGCUGGCAAGUUCGCGCCGCGGGUGUCGACCGUCGUCGCGGAUGAGCGUUCCCCCGCGUGUGGCGCGUGUGUGUGUUCGGCAACGGUCGACGGGGGAUCCUCGUCGUACGCGAGUGAUCUCGCGAGGUUGUGUGACCUACGCCGGAACAAACGCCGUUUCUCGUGUCCCCCUUCGCGACGCAUAUACCGCCAAAAUCGGUCGGCGCGGCGAACUUGGACAGGUGCGCGAGUGAUCGCGGCACCCCUCUUCCUAACCUCUCUCCCUCCCUCCCGCCGUGUUAUCGUCGUCGGCUGCGCGCGACCACCCCCGUAAAGGUGCUCCAUGAUUGCUCCAUACCACGUCGUGACAAGUGGAUGGGCUUCGACAUCCCGGAUCGCCCGACAUCGCAAGUACCGACGGCCCCAUGAAUUAGUUACUCACCGCAUUAGGGAAGGACGAGGAAACCAUCCGGCGUACGUGGGUCGACGUACGAUGCACUAGUGAAUCAUCGUCCGUCAUUAUGCAACGGUGAAUUUCCCCGUUUCCAUCGGUGCGUACGUCAAGUGCAGCCGAAAUUGCCUGAGAUCGCGCCGACAGAGAGUUCACGGGAUUCAUGGAAUCGUGAUCAGGUAAGGGUGAUUUUGAUGCCGUCGCCGCGCAGAAGGAGCCGCCACGAAAUUUAUACGUCAGGACCGGAAAUACGUGCCAAUCUGGCCCGGUAUCUAGGACGGCGAUGUAACUGUCGUAAGAUGGGAAAUUUCCGUUGAAAAUGAGAUCGGAUUUCGCGAAAUCGAGCGUGCGACGCUUCUCGAGAUGUAUGUAUACGCUCGUGUCAGCUAGAGUGCACAAUGACAAGCGAUUGAAGGAAUUGACGCGUUAUCAUAACAUUAUUCGAAGCUCGUUUGAUACUGUUCACUUAAUCGAAAAGUUGAAUAAUUUUGUACGUCUGUAUAAUAUAAUAUAUGAAAAUGUUAUAGCGUUACUUAUUAAUUAGAUAAUUACACACAAUGUUGCAUAUAACAAUAGUGCAAUAUUAAUAGAGUUCCAGAGAAUAAUUAAAUUUGAAAAUUUUUAUAUAAAAUAUCAAAAGUACAAUAAUUUUUAAGUCAAUCAUAAGCGAUCAAAGUUAGACAAGAUUAUAAAGCUAAGUGCGAUAACUGCAUUUAUACAAUUAUUGAUUCGCUAAAUUAUAAGACGUCGUACAUCGAACGGAUCAUAGAUUCGUGUGAUCCAUUUUAUUCUCCGUUAUAUUGAAGAAUGCUUAAUUAACGUAAAACACUACAUAAAAAGUGUGAUUAUAAUUAAACGUGUUUUUAGAUAUUGUGUAAGUAUGACGAAGGAAAAGAAAAAAAAAAA